Molecule: messenger RNA, 3167 nt
Organism: Homo sapiens (human)
Lineage: Eukaryota; Metazoa; Chordata; Mammalia; Primates; Hominidae
Gene: MAPK7
Product: mitogen-activated protein kinase 7
Exons: 6
Coding region: 404-2854 (816 amino acids)
Biological process (GO): cellular response to stress; negative regulation of apoptotic process
Cellular component (GO): cytoplasm; cytosol; nucleus
Molecular function (GO): protein serine kinase activity; protein kinase activity; MAP kinase activity
Source: RefSeq, a predicted model, not a curated record
AGGGCAGCUCAAGACGCUGAGGUGGUGGCUGCGGCCUUUGAACAAGUAAGUGAGCCACCCUCGGAGACCCCCGCGCUGGGGACGGGAGGCCGGCGAGCCUCGGGACCUCUGAAAGCCUUGAGGAGGCGCGGGGGUGAGUGCGGCCCUGAGGAAACCCAGGUGCCCCGCCCCUCCCUUUCUUCCUGGCCCGCGCCUCGCCUACCCCUCCCCCGACCCUGGCGGGCCCCCGGCUCUGGGCCCGGACCCCUGGGGUAGCUAGUCUGCCACGAACCAGCCGCGCGCUUCUGCCCUUGUCGGUUUAGGAAACUGGGAAGUUCCCUGGUCCUGCUCCCCAGCCCGCAGAGGGGACACUGAGGCCCACGGUAGGUGGUCCUCUCCUCACCCGAGUCUCCACACAGACACCAUGGCCGAGCCUCUGAAGGAGGAAGACGGCGAGGACGGCUCUGCGGAGCCCCCCGGGCCCGUGAAGGCCGAACCCGCCCACACCGCUGCCUCUGUAGCGGCCAAGAACCUGGCCCUGCUUAAAGCCCGCUCCUUCGAUGUGACCUUUGACGUGGGCGACGAGUACGAGAUCAUCGAGACCAUAGGCAACGGGGCCUAUGGAGUGGUGUCCUCCGCCCGCCGCCGCCUCACCGGCCAGCAGGUGGCCAUCAAGAAGAUCCCUAAUGCUUUCGAUGUGGUGACCAAUGCCAAGCGGACCCUCAGGGAGCUGAAGAUCCUCAAGCACUUUAAACACGACAACAUCAUCGCCAUCAAGGACAUCCUGAGGCCCACCGUGCCCUAUGGCGAAUUCAAAUCUGUCUACGUGGUCCUGGACCUGAUGGAAAGCGACCUGCACCAGAUCAUCCACUCCUCACAGCCCCUCACACUGGAACACGUGCGCUACUUCCUGUACCAACUGCUGCGGGGCCUGAAGUACAUGCACUCGGCUCAGGUCAUCCACCGUGACCUGAAGCCCUCCAACCUAUUGGUGAAUGAGAACUGUGAGCUCAAGAUUGGUGACUUUGGUAUGGCUCGUGGCCUGUGCACCUCGCCCGCUGAACAUCAGUACUUCAUGACUGAGUAUGUGGCCACGCGCUGGUACCGUGCGCCCGAGCUCAUGCUCUCUUUGCAUGAGUAUACACAGGCUAUUGACCUCUGGUCUGUGGGCUGCAUCUUUGGUGAGAUGCUGGCCCGGCGCCAGCUCUUCCCAGGCAAAAACUAUGUACACCAGCUACAGCUCAUCAUGAUGGUGCUGGGUACCCCAUCACCAGCCGUGAUUCAGGCUGUGGGGGCUGAGAGGGUGCGGGCCUAUAUCCAGAGCUUGCCACCACGCCAGCCUGUGCCCUGGGAGACAGUGUACCCAGGUGCCGACCGCCAGGCCCUAUCACUGCUGGGUCGCAUGCUGCGUUUUGAGCCCAGCGCUCGCAUCUCAGCAGCUGCUGCCCUUCGCCACCCUUUCCUGGCCAAGUACCAUGAUCCUGAUGAUGAGCCUGACUGUGCCCCGCCCUUUGACUUUGCCUUUGACCGCGAAGCCCUCACUCGGGAGCGCAUUAAGGAGGCCAUUGUGGCUGAAAUUGAGGACUUCCAUGCAAGGCGUGAGGGCAUCCGCCAACAGAUCCGCUUCCAGCCUUCUCUACAGCCUGUGGCUAGUGAGCCUGGCUGUCCAGAUGUUGAAAUGCCCAGUCCCUGGGCUCCCAGUGGGGACUGUGCCAUGGAGUCUCCACCACCAGCCCCGCCACCAUGCCCCGGCCCUGCACCUGACACCAUUGAUCUGACCCUGCAGCCACCUCCACCAGUCAGUGAGCCUGCCCCACCAAAGAAAGAUGGUGCCAUCUCAGACAAUACUAAGGCUGCCCUUAAAGCUGCCCUGCUCAAGUCUUUGAGGAGCCGGCUCAGAGAUGGCCCCAGCGCACCCCUGGAGGCUCCUGAGCCUCGGAAGCCGGUGACAGCCCAGGAGCGCCAGCGGGAGCGGGAGGAGAAGCGGCGGAGGCGGCAAGAACGAGCCAAGGAGCGGGAGAAACGGCGGCAGGAGCGGGAGCGAAAGGAACGGGGGGCUGGGGCCUCUGGGGGCCCCUCCACUGACCCCUUGGCUGGACUAGUGCUCAGUGACAAUGACAGAAGCCUGUUGGAACGCUGGACUCGAAUGGCCCGGCCCGCAGCCCCAGCCCUCACCUCUGUGCCGGCCCCUGCCCCAGCGCCAACGCCAACCCCAACCCCAGUCCAACCUACCAGUCCUCCUCCUGGCCCUGUAGCCCAGCCCACUGGCCCGCAACCACAAUCUGCGGGCUCUACCUCUGGCCCUGUACCCCAGCCUGCCUGCCCACCCCCUGGCCCUGCACCCCACCCCACUGGCCCUCCUGGGCCCAUCCCUGUCCCCGCGCCACCCCAGAUUGCCACCUCCACCAGCCUCCUGGCUGCCCAGUCACUUGUGCCACCCCCUGGGCUGCCUGGCUCCAGCACCCCAGGAGUUUUGCCUUACUUCCCACCUGGCCUGCCGCCCCCAGACGCCGGGGGAGCCCCUCAGUCUUCCAUGUCAGAGUCACCUGAUGUCAACCUUGUGACCCAGCAGCUAUCUAAGUCACAGGUGGAGGACCCCCUGCCCCCUGUGUUCUCAGGCACACCAAAGGGCAGUGGGGCUGGCUACGGUGUUGGCUUUGACCUGGAGGAAUUCUUAAACCAGUCUUUCGACAUGGGCGUGGCUGAUGGGCCACAGGAUGGCCAGGCAGAUUCAGCCUCUCUCUCAGCCUCCCUGCUUGCUGACUGGCUCGAAGGCCAUGGCAUGAACCCUGCCGAUAUUGAGUCCCUGCAGCGUGAGAUCCAGAUGGACUCCCCAAUGCUGCUGGCUGACCUGCCUGACCUCCAGGACCCCUGAGGCCCCCAGCCUGUGCCUUGCUGCCACAGUAGACCUAGUUCCAGGAUCCAUGGGAGCAUUCUCAAAGGCUUUAGCCCUGGACCCAGCAGGUGAGGCUCGGCUUGGAUUAUUCUGCAGGUUCAUCUCAGACCCACCUUUCAGCCUUAAGCAGCCACCUGAGCCACCACCGAGCCAUGGCAGGAUCGGGAGACCCCAACUCCCCCUGAACAAUCCUUUUCAGUAUUAUAUUUUUAUUAUUAUUAUGUUAUUAUUACACUGUCUUUUUGCCAUCAAAAUGAGGCCUGUGAAAUACAAGGUUCCCUUCUGCACCUGA